CUCAAAGAGAACCUUCUCUUCAUCAACUUAACCCUUCUCAUUUUCUUAUCACUACUAUCGAAUUCUGAUUCUUCAAGUUUAUAGCUUCUGUUCCUCUCCCUUUCUUGUUCCCUUCCCUUGUUUCCAUUUUUGUGAAACAAGAACUGAGAGUGCAAAAAACUAACUGCAGUGUAAUACAGAGUGUAACAAUUAAUCUGAAAAAAAAAAAAAGGUUUGAUGUCUGUGCCAUUAGAGCAAGACUAUGUAGUAGGCUUACCUGAGCUUCCUUCAAUGGAAACCACAGAAAAAACCCCUCAAAAAACAACAAAAACCAGUGGUAGCUUCUUGAACCUUAAGGCCACUGAACUUAGACUUGGCUUGCCAGGUUCAGAGUCACCAGAAAAAGAUGAAGAUGAUGGUGUGUGUUCUGGGAAGUUGAAUCUCUCUGGAAAUGGUGGAUCAGAAAUGGGUAUUGGUAAAGAUGGUAACUUGUUCACUCCUCCAAGAGAAAGAGAACAAGCAUCUGUUAUGAAAGAGUCAACAAAGCCACUCAGUCAGAACCACAAGCCUCAGAUAUCUUCUGCUACUGCUGCAAAAGAACAGGUAGUGGGAUGGCCACCAAUCCGUUCAUUCAGGAAGAACUCAAUGGCAACUUCUUUGAUGAAUGAUGAAGUUGAUGCAUCAGAAGCCAACUCUGGUAAUUGCCUUUAUGUCAAAGUCAGCAAGGAUGGUGCUCCAUUCUUGAGGAAAGUUGAUCUCAAAAACUUUGAUUCUUAUAGGGAUCUCUCUUCAGCCCUCAACAACAUGUUUACUUGCUUUACAAUCAGUCAAUGUGGUACUCAUGGAGUUUCUAGUAGAGACAAGUUGAGUGAAAGUAAGUUGAUGGAUCUGCUUCAUGGUUCAGAAUAUGUUCUCACCUAUGAAGACAAGGAUGGUGAUUGGAUGCUAGUUGGUGAUGUUCCAUGGGAGAUGUUCACUAAUUCUUGCAAGAGACUGAGGAUAAUGAAGAGUUCGGAAGCUAUUGGACUAGCACCAAGAGCCAUGGAAAAGUGCAAAAGUCGCAACAAGCUAGCACAAUAUAUAUAAAAUAUAGCAGAAGCUCACCUAUGGAAUUCUCUUCCUUUCUUAUAUUAUGGACAUGCAAGUUUUCUAAGAGUUUUAUAUUAGUAGCAACUUGUGUUAUUUAUUGUAGACAUUUUAUUUAUAAUAUUUAUUUCCUUAAGUUUGUUGCCUACCCUCUCUUUCUA
Messenger RNA from Arachis duranensis, 1226 nucleotides. Its product is annotated as auxin-responsive protein IAA27. Gene Ontology annotation, cellular component: nucleus. Gene Ontology annotation, molecular function: protein binding. The coding region runs from base 217 to 1065 and encodes 282 amino acids. The record is from RefSeq and is a predicted model, not a curated record. Lineage: Eukaryota; Viridiplantae; Streptophyta; Magnoliopsida; Fabales; Fabaceae. Gene Ontology annotation, biological process: regulation of DNA-templated transcription. The transcript has 5 exons.